Molecule: messenger RNA, 4106 nt
Organism: Scylla paramamosain (green mud crab)
Lineage: Eukaryota; Metazoa; Arthropoda; Malacostraca; Decapoda; Portunidae
Gene: metro
Product: MAGUK p55 subfamily member 7-like
Exons: 13
Coding region: 169-1917 (582 amino acids)
Cellular component (GO): cell-cell junction; plasma membrane
Molecular function (GO): protein binding
Source: RefSeq, a predicted model, not a curated record
AGAGGCGGGAGAGGAGAGAGUGUGUGCAGACGACAACAUGGCCAGCAUCUGAUAUCGACUUGGCCAUGUAUUCUGACGGUUUCUGCUUCAAAUUAUGACAUUCUGCUCACCUGCUAUUUCCAGAUGCACAUAAAGCAUUGGUGGUGCUGAGCGGACUCAUUCACCGGCAUGACAGCUGUGAUGGCCGCUGGAGACUCAGGUAGCCUGUCACUGGGUGGGUUAUUGUCCUCCCUGGAAAAGGCAAGAGUCCAGCUAGACAGUGAUGAGGAGGAUUUUGGCUUCCUGGCAGACCUGCUCAAGUCCCGGGAGCUCCAGGCCCUUGUUAAUGUACAUAACAAGUUUCCUCUUUCUCAGAUCAACCGCACCCGGAAGACAUGCCAGGCCCUCAUGUCCAAUGCAGAGGAGAUUGGAAUCUCUAUCAUGAAAGAGAUUCAUGGCUGCACCAUACCUACAGCAGAUGCCAUUGAACUGUUUGCCAUUCUGCAAUCUCCACACCUACAGGGAGUCCUUCAGGCUCAUGACAGCAUUGCUGCGAAGGACUUUGCUCCACACCUGCCAGAAAUACCUGUAGAAGUGGAUGAGGAUGAAGAGACAGUCAAGAUUGUACAGUUAGUGAAGAGCAAUGAGCCCAUGGAAGGAAAGGGAGCAGAGCCAAUUGUGGGAGCCACCAUCAAGCAGGAUGACCGCACUGGUGCCAUUAUCAUUGCUCGCAUCAUGCAUGGAGGUGCUGCUGACCGCUCAGGACUCAUCCAUGUUGGGGAUGAGGUGCUGGAGGUGAACAACUUCAAUGUGGUGGGCAAGACACCAGCUGAUGUCCACAAGAUUCUGAUGCAGGCGGAAGGCACCAUUACUUUCAAGCUGCUUCCGGCCGGCAGUUCAGCCCACCUGCGGGAGAGCAAAGUGCGGGUUCGUGCCUACUUUGACUAUGACCCCAAAGAGGAUAAACACAUUCCAUGUAAAGAGGCAGGACUUCCCUUCAAGAAAAUGGAUAUCCUGCAUAUAGUGACCCAAGAUGAUCCUUACUGGUGGCAGGCAAGGAAGGAAGGUGACCGGAACAUGAGGGCUGGACUUAUUCCUUCACGGCAACUUCAGGAAAGACGCAUCCUUGCCCACCGCCAGGACCAGACUGCCAAUGGACAAAUUGCAGGGUGCAUCCUCCCCAAGUCUCCCAGCUGUCGACCAUCGCCCAAGGUGAAGAAGAUAAUCUAUGAUGCUUCAGAGAGUGAGGAUUUUGAUCGAGAGGAGGUACCCACAUAUGAGGAGGUGGCACGCCUCUACCCUCGCCCUGGUUUGCCCCGACCUGUGGUGCUCAUUGGUCCGCCAGGGGUUGGCCGCAAUGAACUCAAGCGGCGACUGGUAGCUCUUGAUGUGGACAAGUACAGAACACCUGUGCCUAUGACCUCACGACCUCCCAGACCUGGGGAGGUUAACAACAGGGACUAUCAGUUUGUUACACGGGAUGAAUUGGAGGAGGAGGCAGCAGCAGGCACUCUGGUGGAGCAUGGGGAGUUCAAGGGCCACCUGUAUGGCACCUCAGCAAUCACCCUCAAGAGCAUGAUCAAUGCUGGCUAUGUUGUGAUACUUACUCCUCACUACCAGGCCCUCAAGUACCUGAGAACUGCAGAGUUCAAACCCUACGUGAUAUAUAUCAAGCCUCCUACUCUGGCUGUGCUCAAGGAAACAAGACUGGCAGCUCAUGCACGCUCAACCUUUGAUGAAAAUAACUCAAGGGGUUUCACUGAGGACGAGUUCAAGGACAUGCUGAAAGCAGCAGCUAGGAUAGAAUUCCACUACUCCCACUGGUUUGAUGAGGUGGUUGUCAAUGAUGAGCUCUCCUCUGCCUUUGAGCUCCUUGUCACAGCUGUCAACAGGGUGGAGACAGAGCCACUGUGGGUCCCUGCCUCUUGGGUGCAAUAAUCCCUGACAUUUGGUGGUGCCUUCCUGGCACAGUCUGUCUGUUAAGUGGUUGAAAGUUGAGAGCCCAUGUAGGAGGGUGAGAAGUAAUGCUAUAUUGGUAUAGUAUUCUUGACUGUACAUAGGACUAAAAUAGGUUUACAGUCUCAUAUUGUUUAAAUUGACAGUUAAAGGUACAGUUAUCAAGAAUUGAUUAUCUGCCAGUGUUUGUCACUUUAAAAAUCAGGAACAGUGACGUGGAGACCAUUAACAUGUGCAGAUAGUUAAUUUUUGUCUGUACAUGUCAUCAAAACCUGCUAGAUUAAUGUUCUAUCAUGAGUGCAUCUCCAGCUCUGGCAACACAUUCCAGAAGUCAUGCCAGGGAGAGAGGCAUUAUAAUGGUCAACCCAUUGUCAGUAAAUCAACACUUAAAACUGUUUAUGACCUCACUCUGAUAUUUCUGUCAAAUAAGUCAUACCAUUGGAAAUACAGUUGUGGAAUAGAGCUUACUCCUGAGUGUUAUGAUUAGGAAUGUACUGAUUUAUCAGUAUUGAUAUUGAUAGUAGAAACCUAUUUCUGGAUGGCCAGUAUCUCAUGUUGCAGAUAGUUUGACUGGCUUCAAUUCUGUUUACUUAUUUGUUUAUAUAACUUAUUUAUUAUUACUUGUAUGUAUGUAUACGUGACCAGCAGUCAUAACCUAUCCAUUUUUCUUGUACUUCGCCACAUGCAGUGGAUCUCAGUCAGCUGUUUAACUGAGAAGAGAUGUAUAUAGCUCUUUAAUAUUUUUUCUCCUUAACAUCAGUCAGUUCUACCAAAUGAGUUGAGCAUUUUAUAUGCAGCCUUUGCAGUUUUGCUGUGUUCAUAUGAAUAAGAUGAAGGAUGUACCAUAGUGUCUACAGGACUGAUGGUGGAUGAAACAUGAAGCAGGUUUCUCCAUGCAACUUGACUUUAGAUUGAUAAGUUAGUUCCGCAGUACUGGGUUCUCAUUUUGUGGAUUUACACAAAACUUGGAUUUCUUAUAGGCAAGUGAUUGGCUCUUGUUUUAAUCCUGGCUUAUCCAUGGACAGAGAAUCAGAGAUACAAGUAUCUGCUGCAGAUUCUUAUGUUAGUUGGCCACAGCUGACAUGGCAACAUGGUGUUCUGCUUCUGUUUUUCUUUUCUUGCAAUACCAUUACAUGCAGUUCAUGAUAUGUGUUUUGUUUGUAACAGUAUGAUGAUUCUCAUGAUGUUGUCCUGCCACUUGCAUUUGUAUGAUGUUAUUUCUCUUAAUGUGGAUUACUGCUGCAUGAACCUUAGUCAACUGCUUUAUCAGUCAUUACAUCUUAUAUUAUUUUGGUAAUGUAGAAUUGUGCAUGAAUAUCAGUGUGUAUCAGUAUCAGCAAAGUAUUGGAGUAUUAGUAUUGUUAUCCACUCAGGAAUGAGUAUCAGUAUCAUUAUUGGUAAAAAAAUAUUGGUAUCAGUACAUUCCUAGUCUGUAUUGUUUGAAAUAGUGGUGUAGUCAACUAUUAUGACCACGUGGAAGCAAAUGCAAUCAGGAAUAUUCCCAGUUAGUUUAUGUAUUUUUAGGCUCUUUGACUUCCCAUCCCAUGUACUGCGCAUCAAAGCUGCCGAAACUAUAUUAGAAACUGAUAAAAGUUACAGGCUGACAUACAAGGAUUUUUGUCAAAAUGGUGAUGAUUGAGAAACAUUAAGAUUGUGCCAUGAGAUAAGAAAUGCAGACAAUGGCAAUUGUUGUGGGUUAGUGCAGCAAUAACAACUCUCGUCCUGUAACACAUGCCAAGAGGAGGUUGUCGGGGGAGAUGUAGAGUUCCUCACCAUUCUUGGUAGCAAGUACUAGUGUGGUGUUGAGACUCGGCCCUUGGCCAUUACAUCUCUCUUUACUUUUUGGUUUGUGCCUUUCUUUUUAUGGAGUGUGGAAUGGAUAAAAACAUACAUACACUGAUAAAACAAGCAUUAAUUCACACAUAUACAUACAUAAGCUGUCUUUCUUGUCGUUAACCUAGCUAUAGCCCUUCAAAGAGUAGUAGGGAUGUAGUGAGUGGUUGGCUGGCUUUCCCUUGUUACGUGGCCAGCUACCUUGCUACAUGUACAGAAACAUUUACUAUGAUACAUUGUCUUCAAGCAGUGCUGAGGCAAAAAAGAAAAAAAAAAUCUCAUAAAUAAGUGUGUGUGUGUGUGUGUGUGUGUGUGUGUGUGUGUGUGUGUGUGUGUGU